Messenger RNA from Ilyonectria robusta, 582 nucleotides. Its product is annotated as putative phosphatase regulatory subunit-domain-containing protein. The transcript has a single exon. Gene Ontology annotation, molecular function: glycogen binding; protein phosphatase 1 binding. The record is from RefSeq and is a predicted model, not a curated record. Gene Ontology annotation, cellular component: protein phosphatase type 1 complex. Gene Ontology annotation, biological process: regulation of glycogen biosynthetic process. The annotation marks the transcript as partial. NCBI's taxonomy places the organism in Eukaryota, Fungi, Ascomycota, Sordariomycetes, Hypocreales, Nectriaceae.
UCAGAACAAGGAACGGAUGUGGAACCUCACGAGAAGCCUCAAAUGAUUCGCAGGAUGUCGGGAGAGUUAGUCCAGCCGGUAUUACGUCCCUCUUCGCGUCGACGCCCCGCUAACAUGCCUAGCACACCUACAACUUCAAAGGCUGUUCACUUCGACUCGCAAUUGGAAGAUGUUCGCCAUUUCCUCAACCUGGAUUGUCCCCUUGCGGUUAGCUCUCCGACAUCGCCAGUGAUCAAGAAUCUUGCCUUCAAUGCAUGUCUUCUCGAUGUUGCAGCAACUUCAGACUGGGGGAUACUCGCAGCGAACUUUCUGCAAGACAGCACAUCUCGGAAGUGUCAGCCGGUAUAUAUCGAAAGAAUGUGGCUAUCACGAGAUGAGAUGCAACUGCAGGGCUCAGUCAUGGUUCAAAACAUGGCUUUCCAGAAAUCAGUUACAUGCCGAUUUACUUUUGACUGCUGGGUAACUGUAUCGGAAGUCAGUGCUGAGUACAGUCCGCAAGACUCGCUCUCCCAGGUUCCACUGGGUUGUGACCGAUUUACUUUCUGCAUUCAACUCCCAAGUGCCCACUAUCUGGAGUCCAAA